Messenger RNA from Triticum turgidum subsp. durum (durum wheat), 642 nucleotides. Lineage: Eukaryota; Viridiplantae; Streptophyta; Magnoliopsida; Poales; Poaceae. The record is from the annotation of a GenBank genome assembly.
AUGAAGCUGGAGGUGUCGCCGAGGCAGAGGACCCAAGAAGCAGAGCAGAACGAGGGCGUCGCCGUGGAGCCAUGGAAGCACCCGAAGCAGCUCUGCGCUAGCCUGGGCUACGGGGAGGAGGAGGCGUCACGGCUGGUGCCGCCGCUCAACUUCGGCAUGGUCGACGACGGCGUCUUCCGGUCGGGGUUCCCCGACGCGGCCAACUUCCGGUUCCUCGCGUCCCUCAACCUGCGCUCCGUCGUGUACCUGUGCCCGGAGCCGUACCCGGAGCAGAACGCGCGGUUCCUGGGGCGCAGCGGGAUCAAGCUCCACCACUUCGGAAUCCAGGGCCGCAAGGAACCGUUUGUCGACAUCCCCGAAGAAACGAUCCGCGAGGCGCUCAAAGUCAUCCUUGACGUGAGAAACCACCCGGUGCUCAUCCACUGCAAGAGAGCACCGUACCGGCUGCGUGGUGGGCUGCCUGAGGAAGCUGCACAAGUGGCGCCUGUCCUCCGUCUUCGACGAGUACCUGCACUUCGCGGCGGCCAAGGCGAGGAAAACCGACCAGCGGUUCAUGGAGCUCUUCGACACGUCAAGCCUGGUGCAUCUGCUCGCCUCGCAGUGUUGAUGAAAGCGAGCGAGCGUUUUUCCUUUCUCUUUUAG